AUCGGUCUCUAAUCUUGCAGUUUGGACAACCUCGGCUUGAAUGUGAGUAAGAGUCUUCAAUUAGAUUCACACAAAGUAUCUGGUGGUAUAUUGGAGUGUUUGGGAACCCCAAAACCACCAAGUUUUGCCUACCGACCACUCUUUGGAAACAUUCUUCACACUAGCCGACUUCACAUCACACACCCACUUCGGAUAAAUCUCCCCCAAAAUCCAGAAGAGAAAGCCACCGCCGCUCAGCUAUGGCUGCCCAAGAAAGGAAAAUCGAUUUGCAAGACAUCAAGAACGGCGGCUUGUCAGACACCGAGCUCCCUCUCUUCCGAGCCCUCGACUCAGCUCUCAACUCCGCCGACGCUGUAGAGAGUUCAGCAGCGGAAGCUGCCUCAAGCAUAUGCGGCUUCCUCCCAGCAUCGGCGUCCACCGACGACGUUGAGGAAUUCCUCUGGACCUUCUGGGGCUUGUUGAUCCAGGUUUCUCGCGCGGUGCCACACGAUCACGCCGGGCAGCAGAUACUGGUGAACAUUGUGAAGGAUCUCCAUGGCAAAGACCCAGCAGCGACGGUGAAGAUAUGGGCAGCUAAAACGUCCCUCUGGAAAGACCUUCCACUUCUCGGGCCGUGCAUGAGAGAGGCCUGGUUCGACCCAACUAGCAAAGUCCAAUCACUCGACGCCAAGGCCAACCAGGAAUGGGUCAACCAAAACUCCUUCGCCUCCCGCCUCUUCGGCGCUCGUCUCACAUCCUGGCCUAUUCUGGGACUCUGGCAGCUCCGAGCCUCGCUAGAGGAGCCGGGAAGCGGUCCCGCUCUUGACUCCCGCGUCUCGGCGACAUGCGAAUGGGUCGUCCAUGCCGGCCGACUCCUGCUGGGUGAGUGUCGUGCCGACGCGGCGCUGGAUCAGGCAGAGGCCAGGGCCCAGAGGCCUGGGUCGCUAUACGAGGGCAAGGCGGGGUUUAACAUGGAUCGAUGGGGGUUUUGGAAGAGGCGUUUUGCAGAGCUGGGUGCUGAGGACGGUAUAAAUGCUGAGGUGAAGGAUCUUGCGCGAUCAGCUACUGAGACGAUGGAGGCUCUCGAGGCUGGGACUUGAGUAUGUUAGGAAAGUGGC
Phialemonium atrogriseum is the source of this 1097-nucleotide messenger RNA. RefSeq lists its product as uncharacterized. The transcript has 3 exons. NCBI's taxonomy places the organism in Eukaryota, Fungi, Ascomycota, Sordariomycetes, Cephalothecales, Cephalothecaceae. Bases 240 to 1079 code for a protein of 279 amino acids. The record is from RefSeq and is a predicted model, not a curated record.